AUUAUCCACAAUUCUUCGGAGGCGGCCACGUCUAUCGGAAAAUAGCUACUCCUGCUUGGAGGCACUUAUAAUAACCACCAGAAGACGGUUGGUAGAAGACACUCAAUGAAAGGAAUAAUCAUUCAUCGCAGGGCAAUCUAGCUUCUGAAGGCCACCUUCACCCACUGGAAUGUGGUCAUCAGGUAAGCAGACAGAAGAUGACAUCUACUGCGCAUGCCUGUCCAAAUCAUUAUGUCAGAUAGCCACACCAGUGACUGUUGGAUUAUAUGCUCCAUUUGGGGGACGUGUCUACAUGCUACUGGAUCGUAUAACAAAGUGCAUGAGGGAAGAGGCAUCACGUGUUACAGAGAAGGAAGAGAAAACUGUAGGGCAGGUUACCAGUAAACCCGUGGGAUGGGGUUUCUUCCGCCUGCUCUGGCAUCUGUUCUUCUACUACCCUGUCAUUACAAACCGCCACCUCGAACGCAAAAGUAUCGAAUUUAUCUUUGUGCAUUUUAGCGCCUGGCAGUAUGCUGGGAGCGACCGUCUAUGGGCCGGCCUGGUCACCACUGUCUGUGAGCGUAUUCGGAGCCACUUUGGGAUACUUCCUCUUAGCGUAUUUAAUGUCUUGGGAUCAAAGCCCAUAAGAGAGAGAGAAGAAGAACGCAGCCUCAAUGAGUGGAUUUUCAAAAAAACUUUCAGCAUUAUCCUUGUUGUUGUUUUCCUCGUACUAAUCGUUGGAUUGCUUCUUCUCACUGUGCCGGUGAGAACUGGGUCACAGGAUGGUGAUCAGAAGACUGCUACAGUUUUUGGGAGCAUUGCCACAAUAUUGUCUGGUUCGAGCAUAUUCAUGACUGUAUUUCAGCUCUGCAAGAGUGUCCUGAUCAGCCAGAAACAAAAAAUCGAACGUUUGGUCAACAGUCAGAAGUUCAGUAGUCAAAUGGGUUUCAUGAAUGAGGUCAAAAAAGAGGUUGAGCUAGUCACUCAUAUGGUCCAGUGCAUGGAGAUCUUCCAAAAGCAGAAGAUCCGCGUAGUACUGCAGAUCACAAGUCUUGAACUUUGUGCUCCUGACAAAGUGGUAGGAGUUCUGGAUGCCAUGAACACCUUGCUCUCUGACCGCCAGGCUCCCUUUAUCUCCAUUUUGGUAGUAGACCCCAGCAUUAUUGUUUCGUGCCUGGAGAAUGCCAGCUCUCUGAAAGGCAUGGCAGAUAACGGAUAUAUGUUUCUAAAUCGCACUGUUACUCUGCCAUUUUGUGUGCCUGCGCUGGGUAAAAAGACAAAGCUCCAACUUCUAAAAAAAGUCGUACUGAAAACAGAAGAUCUCAUAGACUGGCCCAACAGGACUGACGCAAACCGUGGCACCAAAACAGGCAUCGCAGAGUCUGUGAGGCUGCUGAGAGACGAACUAUCAAAGGUUGAAGAACCAGAGGAGGAGGCCCCCCUCUACGAUGCCGGACGCUGUAUUCAAGAAACCUUUUACUCCUUAUACAGUGAAGUUCAGGCUCUCCAUGAGUACAUACCCGAUAGCAUUUGUCAGAUGAAAAGGAUUGUCAACACCAUUCCAGUCAUGGUCCACCUGAUGAUGCUGAGCCACGUUCCAUGGAACCGCCAGUCAGCUAAAGCUGUGGCUGCUUGGGUUGUCCUGUGCAAUCAGUGGCCGUGCCGAUUAAGCUGGAUACUGCAAUGCCUUGAGGAUGAGGAACAAAGUGGUUCCAAGGACGGGUUCUGCAGCUGUCUCCUUUGGGAUGUCUUUAAGGAGAAUAGUAAGGAGCUAUUCUCUCUAAAGGCAGGGCUGAAGAACCUUUUCGAUUUGGACGCUGACCCUGAGGUUUUCCAGAAGUUCCUGUCCCGGGACUUUCCUUUUAAAGUAGAAGAGUCAAGACGUUUGAUAGGAUGCACUGUAAAUUUAGACUUUUCUAUAAAGCACAAAAUGGGGCUCCAAAGAGGCAUAAACAACCUUCAGAAUGAUUGGAAAGAGACCAAGAGCACAAGGUGUGAUGGUGACAAGGAGGGACAUGCACACACAGAAACGGUUGAGAAUGAUGGUGAUAAAGCGAAAAAAGAGGUUGGCAAGGGCAGAGAUAGCUUCAAAAAGGAAAUGGAGACAAGCAGCGAUAACUCCAGAAAUGAAGUUGGUAUGGAGGGAUUUAGAUACAGGGAGGAUAUAGAGCAGGAGAAAGAGAUGAAGAGGAAAAAUAGGAAGGGUGGAUAUUAUUUCAGGACAGAUGUUGUGGAGGAGGGAAAUGUGUGUUGGAGAGAAGUUGAUGAAUGUAUUUUAGAAAACCCCCUAAAGGAGGAAGGUGAGUGUAAAAGAGAGGCUCAUAUGGAGGCAGAGGAAGGACAAGAACAGGAGAAAGGGCCUGGAGCGUGCAAUGGACAUUCAGCGCAGAGAGCCAUCUGAGGAGAACUGAGUGAAGAAACGCUCUGUGUUCACAUCAAAAAUUCAGAUAACAGAAAAACAAACGAAUGCUUAGGUGAUAUACAUCUGAACGUUUCAGCAGCUGUUAAGCAAAAAUGAGCCUUAUAGAAUGGAGCUCAUUUUUUGGAGAAAAUAUGGAGAAAAUAUUGAAAAUGUUAUGGCUCAAUGAAUUCCAACAUGGGAAGAGUCACUAAUAUUUGGAAUAAAUUAAUAUUUAUCAAUGAAUAUGUUCUGUUGCGUUGAGAAAUACAUUUUUAUUGUAAACGCCAGUUGGUUGGUUUUCACGUGUCUGACAUAGACGUGUUCAUUGUCGUGCAAAAAAAUAACAAAUAUAUAAAGUCAAUGAAAAUG
Messenger RNA from Spea bombifrons (plains spadefoot toad), 2749 nucleotides. RefSeq names its product NTPase KAP family P-loop domain containing 1 (gene NKPD1). NCBI's taxonomy places the organism in Eukaryota, Metazoa, Chordata, Amphibia, Anura, Pelobatidae. The coding region runs from base 170 to 2380 and encodes 736 amino acids. The transcript has 3 exons. The record is from RefSeq and is a predicted model, not a curated record.